AUGAGCAUCCACCGCAGAAAGCGGGCCGGGCCGGACCCGCCGGGAUUUAGGGGCGCGGGCGGGGCGGGGCCCCGGGGGGGCGGGGCCGGCACAGGGGACCCCCCUCCUAAUGAGGGGUACCCUUCUAACCCCCCCCAGGGACCCCCUCCUAAUGAGGGCUGGGCAGAGCCCCUUCUUCCCCGGCGGGCGGUGUGCGAGGCGCUGUUCCCUGGAGCGGCCGCCGGAUCGCGGCUGGCAGCGGGCUGGACACGGGGACCCCACGGGCCCCGCCGCUCCCGCCGCCUGCCCCGCGCGGCGCCCCCUGGCGGACACGGCGCCGCCCCGCAGCCCCCGCGGCGACAGCGAGCCCCUCACGGGCCCCCGAGCGAGCGCACCCCGCGGGGCGCGGCGGAACGAGCGCGGCUGGAGCGCCGCGGGCACAAGGAGCCGGUCCCUCUCUGCCGCUCGGGCCGCUCAUCCGACACCUGCCGGCGAGAGGAGAGGCUGUUCAUUGUUCUCGAGUGCCCGCAGACGCACCGGCCCUUCACCCGCAGGAGCGUUCGCUGCCGGGGCCAGGGCCGGCAGCCCGGCAGGUGCCACAAGCCCCGGCGGCACAAGGGGCCCUGCCCUCGCUGCCCGCAGCCCCCGAGCGCCCUGCGCCGCCUGCAAACGCAGCACGGCCCGCGGGCACGGCGCGCCGGAGCGGGGCCUGGGCACGGCCGGCGCUCUGCACCACCCUCAGGCCGUGCCAGGGCUCCCCGCAGGGACAGAGUGACCGCCUGA
This is a messenger RNA of Melospiza georgiana, 762 nucleotides long. RefSeq names its product basic salivary proline-rich protein 3-like. The transcript is spliced from 4 exons. NCBI's taxonomy places the organism in Eukaryota, Metazoa, Chordata, Aves, Passeriformes, Passerellidae. The record is from RefSeq and is a predicted model, not a curated record. The coding region runs from base 1 to 762 and encodes 253 amino acids.